This is a messenger RNA of Syzygium oleosum, 1933 nucleotides long. RefSeq names its product vicilin-like seed storage protein At2g18540. NCBI's taxonomy places the organism in Eukaryota, Viridiplantae, Streptophyta, Magnoliopsida, Myrtales, Myrtaceae. The transcript is spliced from 5 exons. The record is from RefSeq and is a predicted model, not a curated record. The coding region runs from base 28 to 1737 and encodes 569 amino acids.
ACGGAUGAGGGAGGAGAGGACGUUGGCAUGGUGGUCAGGAGGGAGGACAGGAAGCCGGUCGCGGAGACGGAAUACGGAGAGAUCUCGGCGGUCCGAGUGCGCGACGGAGCCGGGGGGGUUUACCACCUGCAGUUCAUCACGCUCGAGCCCAACGCUCUGUUCCUCCCCGUGCUCCUCCACUCGGACACGGUCCUCUACGUCCGCACUGGGAGUGGAAGGCUGAACUGGGCUGAUGAGAAUGACGUGAAGAGGAUCGAUUUGAGGAAGGGGGACAUUUACAGGCUCUGGCCAGGUACCAUUUUCUAUGUCCAGAGCAGCUUGGAGCCCGAGCGCGAGAAGCUCCGGAUCCAUGCCAUUUUCACGAAUACUGAAGAAGACGAAUAUGAGCCAUCAAUCGGGGCGUACUCUAGCAUUGGGGAUCUGCUUCACGGGUUUAACAGCAAAGUCCUCCAAGAAGCUUUCAAGGUUCCUAAGGAAGUGGUCGAAGAAAUAAUGAGUGCAACAAGGCCACCGCCAAUAGUCCGCGCCCCAGCUUCAGAGACGAGGACUAAGUACUGGGAAUGGGAAGCGCGAUUCUUGAAGACCUACCUGAGCAGCACCGGUUACCGCGCAGAGGGUCCCAGAAGCAACAAGAAGAUGAAGACGUUUAACCUAUUCAAAGCGGACCGCGAUUUCGAGAAUUGUAACGGAUGGAGCCUGACAGUGACCAGGAAAGACAUGCACGCGUUGAAGCACUCGAAUGUCGGGGUUUUCAUGGUCAAUCUCACAAAGGGCUCGAUGAUGGGGCCGCAUUGGAACCCGAGAGCGACGGAAAUAGCCAUAGUUUUAGAAGGGCAAGGGAUGAUCCGAGUGGUGUGCUCGAGCACUGCCAAGGAAUCGGAAUGCAAGAACACAAGGUUCAAGGUGAGUGAAGGGGACGUGUUCGUUGUGCCGAGGUUCCACCCCAUGGCUCAAAUGUCCUUCAACAAUGAGUCCUUUGUCUUCAUGGGCUUCAGCACUUCAACAAAGAGAAACUACCCUCAGUUCCUUGCGGGGAAGAGCUCGAUCCUCCGAGCGUUGGAUAGAGACAUCCUGGCGGCGGUGUUUAACGUCACCAACACCACGAUCGGGCAGAUCCUGGCGCCGCAGACGGAUUCCAUCAUAUUGGAUUGCACCUCAUGCGCCGAGGAGGAGGAGGAGAGGAUAAUGGAGGAGGAGAUUAAGAAGGAAAGAAGAGAGGAGGAAGAGGAGGCUAGAAGAAGAGGAGAGGAGGAAGAGGCCAAAAGAAGAGAGGAGAAAGAGGUGGCUAAAAGAAGAGAAGAGGAGGAAAAGGCCAAAAAAAGAGAAGAGGAGAAGGAGAGAGAGAAGCAGGAAGAGCAAGAAAGGGAAAGAGAGAGACAGGGAGAAGAGGAAAGAGAGAGGGAGAGACGAGAAGAAGAACAAAGAAGACAAGAGAGGGAAGAGGAAGAGGCCAGAAGAAGGGAAGAGGAGGAGAGAGAAAGAGAAGAAGAACAAAGGAGGAGGGAAGAAGGAGGAGGCGGAGGAGAGAGAGAGCAAGAAGAGGCGAGGAGAAGGGAAGAAGCGGGAGAGAGAUGGGAGAGACAGAGACGAGAAGAAAGGCGGCGUCGGCAGGAGGCAGCAGAGAGAGAGCAAGACGAGGCAAGAAGGCAAGAAGAGGAGAUGCAGUGGCAGCACGAGGAAGAGUGGGGUGGAUACGAGGGAAGGAGAGCUGUGGAGGAAGUGUGGAUCAAGGCCUGAACCUUGGACCUUGGAGAGAUUUGGCAGGGCAAAUCAGUAGAUGAAACCGAAUAAGGACCCUGUCUCUCAGUUUGUUUGUUCUAGUUAAUGAACUUUUUUUUACCCUGCUUUAUUUAGAAUGUUUUGAGGCAAAUCAACCUUGGUAUGGAUGAAUGUAAAUGUUGUUUGAGUACAUCUAAUCAAGCUUUCUCGCAAA